AGGCACCUAUGCCGCCUGCCUAUCCUGGUUGGGGGCCUCCUGCAUGGCAAAUGCCCUGGUGUCCAACUGGUCAAGGUUACUCAACAGAGACGGCAGCGAUGCCACAGAAAGAAGAGGCACCAACCACGCCCCGCAAGGACUCUGGAGCAGAGCGGACGGAUGGGGUAACUCCAUCUCCAGUGCAACACCUGAAUUUCGGGGCCACGCCAUCGGACUACGGGACCGCUGUCAUGUCGCCGAUGAUCCUGAAGCUCAGUGAAGUGGUCACCUCGGACUGCCCAAGCCCGACCACGGCCUCCGACCGGCCGUCUUCAGGGUGCGAGCAGAACGAGGAAAACGCUGGUGCUAUGUUGCUUCAGCUGCUUAAAGGCGGAAAGGAGGACUCAAACAGGUCAGCUGAAGGCCACACAACUCCCAGCACUGCUAGUGAGGAGGGGGACACUUCUCAGCGGCAGGCCUUGGCCUCCAGUGGCCAGGAGCUCCUGCGGCAGCUGCGCGAGGGCUCCGAAGCCAAGGCAACAGCUGGCAAAACAACUCACGUGCGCAGAGCCAAAAAUGGCGAAGUGAGGGUGUUGAAGAUUUAAAAUAGGUCCCACAGGACGCUACGGUCGCGGCAGGUGCAACAUAUUCUGAAGCGGUGUUCUUCGCACUGUUCAAGUUUUUCAUUUGAUGCGACUCAUCAUCGCUCGACCAGUUUUUUGCCGUUUGCGACCAUUUUGACACCCUUUUGACCAGAGGGAUGAGAGAUGGUGUAGAUGGGUUGUCAUAGACAGUCGCAGUCAUCGACGAGAUUCGCUCUCAAAAGUUUUCGGCCAAGUCAAUGAGCUGAUAAAGACUACUUUUCGCCCUGAGAAGAUCCGUCCGCCUACUAAGCAGACUUCAGAACUGAUAUUCUCAGUGG
Messenger RNA from Durusdinium trenchii, 901 nucleotides. NCBI's taxonomy places the organism in Eukaryota, Dinophyceae, Suessiales, Symbiodiniaceae. The record is from the annotation of a GenBank genome assembly.